Molecule: messenger RNA, 1872 nt
Organism: Zeugodacus cucurbitae (melon fly)
Lineage: Eukaryota; Metazoa; Arthropoda; Insecta; Diptera; Tephritidae
Product: UPF0687 protein C20orf27 homolog
Exons: 2
Coding region: 584-1105 (173 amino acids)
Source: RefSeq, a predicted model, not a curated record
UUGGAGCCGUUUCAGUUGAUUUUUGUUACUCCUUGUGAUUGUUAUGUGUUUGCGGUCGUUUUAAAACACUAAAAAAUAAAAUAAAACGUACAACUGUGUAAGUUAAAAGUUGUAUUAAAAGCGUCAUUACACGGGGAAAAUCAUAAGUGCGCCAAAAAUAAAACCAAGUUACCACAGUUUACUCCGGACAUUGGCCAAAUAAAAGUGCAACAUCCUUGAAAGCGCGAAUCUGGUACAGCCGCUUCGCUUUGUGUAAAAAUGCACACAUACUGGAAUACUUAUUAAUUAUAUAUAUAUCUGUCUUCUUAAGAAAACAAAAACUUAAUUAACAUUAGCUGUGUGCCGGCUUGAUAACACAACAAAACCCUCAAUUUGUCAUCUAAUUGGUUUACUAAAAGUUUACUUUGGAAUUACGGUGUGCGAUAAGUAAUUGUGUCUAUAGAAAGAGUUAAUCGCUGUGUAAAUAAAUAACAGAAUUACAGCGGUGAAUGUGGAAGGCGCCUUAAAUAGGAAAGAAAUCAAAUUAAUUUCAACAGAAACACCAAAAGAUUACUUCGGCAGCUCGAGUAAAGGCGGUAAAAAUAUGUCGGAAACGAAAGUAGAUGAUAUCAGUAAACAUCGCGUACACUUUGAUUCGGACAAUCUGAAGGAUGAUCUCGAAUCGGGGCACAGUGUCACCUACGAUCGGUGCGAUGAUGUCAUAUUCAUAAAAUUGGGUUUCCUCCAAGUGAAUCACAGAUAUAAAGUCGAUUUGAAAUUACCCGUUGAAUUAUUCGACAAAGGCACCACAUUUAAUCCUUCCCUGGAGUCGUCGAAUUUCAAUCCAAAUUGCCGCAUAUCGACAUUUGCCGGCGUUAAUCAUCCCGAACAGGAUCAUUUCGAAAUGCAAAUUGAAUUCUUUGCCUACAAAGAAAAUCUACUACGCGAGAUGGUGAGCAUCGUCAAUGCGAAGGACUCAAAGGAAGUGAUUAAGCUGAUGAUAAUAGCGCGAGCGUUGGGAAAGGGCAAGGGUACGCCGCUGCUGCGUAGCGGUAUACAUUGUUUGGGUGAGGAGGACCCUGAAGAGUCGGAGUCUGAUGUACCACGUUUCGACAAGGGCGACUAAAGGGGAAAGGAGUGCGUGCUGCCAAAUAACUUAUUUGAAAUUGUAUUAUACAUGAGAAAUUCUAAAAUAAAUAGCUAACUUUGUAUAUGUAUAUCGCAGUCUUUAUGUACCGUUUAAUUAAAAAUUUCGUCGAACAAAAAGUUUUAAAAGCAAAUUAAAAAUUGAAAAAAAGGAGAAAUAAACUAACACGUUAUUUGUAUAAAUAUUAAUAUAAUAUGUACUUAAGUGUUAAGCAUUUAUGAAAAUAAUCGUACAGGUGAAUUUAUUAAUUAACGACGCUAUUUAACAGAAAAUAAAUCCACUGAAAAUUCUAUUUGUACUUAGUUAUUAGUGUAAAUUAUGCGUCGACCGCCUUGUAAUGCAACUUUAUACAUCACUAAAUGCAAUAUUAUACACAUACAUGCAUGUAUACUUAAAUACAUAUGUACGCAAACAUACCCACACACCUGCCUAUAUAGAAACAUACUUACUUUAAGACAUAGCAAGCGUUUUGUGUGCAAAUUGAGCGUAUUUAUUACUCAUUAGAAAGAAAAAUGGUGAAAGUAGAACAAAAACAAGUUAAACUCGCCAUAAAAUAUGGUAAAAUGUAAAAUAUAGUACUCUUUUGUAUGGAGUGUUCUCUAAUUUGUUGUUACACAAUUUGUACACGAUCGAAAGUUGUUCUGUAAUUCCAGAUGGGACGGAAAAGCUGCAUUUUAUCUCAACGGAAAUUAAUUGUAUUUGUAAAUUAAUGCUAAUUCUUUAAUAAAACUUUUAAGUUAAAAGUU